Molecule: messenger RNA, 1941 nt
Organism: Cyclocybe aegerita
Lineage: Eukaryota; Fungi; Basidiomycota; Agaricomycetes; Agaricales; Hemipholiotaceae
Source: the annotation of a GenBank genome assembly
AUGGCUGGGAGGCCUUCAAUCUCGAACAUCUUGAAGGGGACUGUGCAGGAAUGCGACAGCGACGAGUCGGAUCAAGCCUUGCGAGUCCUGCCAUACAUAUGCCACGCGGACAAUGUCACACUUUGUGACCACUGUAUUUUUACGACGACGCUCAUGUCCUUAGACUCGAUAUCCCACACAACGCCGGCGUCCAGCUGGCACUCGAUACGGCCAUGGGCACCUAGUUUGGCCUUGGCAGUCCGGGAGGUUACCUCGGUCUCAGCUACUUUUAUUCUGUCUUCAAAUCUGGCCGGCCAAGACAUCGAUCACUCCCUAGCGUCCCUUGCUCUCGAAGCUGCAGGUGAGAACGACGAGGAGACGCCAAGUGGAGUAACCGGGGAAUGCAAACCGUCGUCUGUCAUCGCCGAUGCGCUUUCAAAAGGGCUCUCGGUCAGCGUCAACGGAUCCGCAUGGCCACGCGCCUUCAUCCGGAUCGACGACGAACUCGACGAGGCCGUGAUCAUCAUCUAUGCGCUCAUGCCUGGACGGCAGUACGACAUCGAGCUGGGCCUCGCGCACGGUGGGCAGCUGCGGCGGCAGGUGACCACUGAAGAACACUCGGACGAGAUCCACUCGGAUCCAGAGUCCCCCACAAUGGAGUCGUCCUCAGACCCCCAUUCCACACCCUCGACGUCACCCAGCCGCACGGUACCGGGCACGCCACCAACAGCCACACCCCAGAUCACCCUCGAGGACCGCCUGAAUCAGCUACAGCACACCCUCUCUGUUGUCAACCAAGAGAGAGAGACCCUCCUUACCUCGCUCAAGUCUGCCCGGAGAGAUGCUCAAAAAGCCGAUGCAGCGCUCCGGUCUGAGAUUGAUGCACUGAAGCGCACCUCAGAAAAGAAUUCAGCAGCUGAAUUGCGAGGCAAGCAGAAGGUGCUUGCGCUUCAAGAAGCGGUGAAGCGGGCGCAGAACGCCACGAAGGAGACGGAGGAGAUGGCACUUGAGGUCGAGAACGAGGUUCCGGAGCUGACAAAGCGAAAGGAAGAGAAGGAGGCGGAGCAUGCGAGGACGAAGGCGCAGGCGGACAAGGUGAGGAAAGAGCGGUUUAGCCUGGAGGAGAAGGAGCGGAAGAAAAUGGAAGCCAUGAGGGCCGAGCUCACAGGCUUGACGAACAAGCUGGAGAGAUUAGGUGGAAAGCACGAGAAGCUGGAGAAAACAGUGAUCCCGGACCUCGAGGAGAAGCUGAGAAGCGUUGAGCAGGAAAUCGAGCAAGAGGAAGAGGCGCUCGCCAGCCUCGAGAUGGAGGAACAGCGUGAGCGGGAUCAUCCCGUCCCUUUCCAUCGUCUUCGGCACCAUAGCGGGCCUGGUCCUAUCGAGAGACCCAGCACCAUCCAACGACCCAAUGGCGACCUUGCUCAGUCAGCCUCAAGUCAACUCUGGACCCCCAACCAUCCACACCGACAAGCGCACCCGCACCCGCACCCGCAUCAUGGACAAUCGCACAAUCCCAAAUCGCAUUCAUUCCACCACCACCCACCCACACUCCUGAUCAACCCUCACCGGCGCGCGUCGCUCAAAACGAACAGCUCGUCCAACUCAUCCGGCUCUAAUUUAUCUGCCAGCAUCUCUGCCCCCGCCGUUCCGUCUAUAGCAACCACUUCGUCGCACUCGUCUCCUGGGUCCACGUCCUUGACUUCCUCACCCUCUCCCACUCGCACGAGCCCGGUACAUGGCGCGGCUAUGUCAGCAACAUCUACCCUGUCCAGUCGAGCGCCGGCCUUCGAGCCGUCGCGGUCGAUUAAGACCGGGAUGAACGGGCAUAGCCACAGUGUCCCAGUUCCGAUCCAGCGGCCUUCCGCCUCGCAGGCCGUUGGCUCUGGACGCCCAAAUGUUGGCCGGAGUGGGUCGGUUGGACAUGAGCUUGCAUACGGUGGGAGGGGCAUGGGCACUAAGUGA